AUGGAUGGGGAUGUGUUCGAUGAAAUCGGAUCCAUGGUUCAGAUGGGAGAACCAAAGGAAAUCGAAGUGAUUUGGGAAAUCCUGAACGUAGAGAUGGCUCAGCCUCAAAUCGUGGUGCCAAAUUUAGAGAAGAAAAUGCCGAAGAAGGUGUGCUACGAAAUGCCCACUAAGAAGAUGGCUUCUCAUCUUAAACCUCUAUACGUGAGUGCUCAUUUUGAUGGGAUUCCAGUGAGCAAAGUUCUAGUCGACAUAGGAGCCACGGUGAACAUCCUCCCAGCCUCAGUGAUGAAGAAAUUGAAGAAGAGUUCAGACGAUUUAAUCCUGACCGAGACAACGGUCAGUGGCUUUGUGGGAGAUACCACAAGAUCGAAGGGGAUCAUCCCACUCCAAGUUAGAGUAGGAGGAAAGGUCAGGGUGACAACCUUCUUCGUGGUAGAAACAACGGCUCGUUUUAGUGCGUUGUUGGGCCGAGAUUGGAUCCACGAAAGUAUGUGUGUCCCUUCCUCGCUUCAUCAGACUCUACAAUUUUGGCACAAGGAUGGGAGUGUGGAACUAGUUCAGGCCGACUCACGGCUUUUCAUGGCUUCAGCCAAUGCGGUAGAGGCCAGAUUCUAUGAGGAUGAUCUUAGUCCUCUUUAUUUCACUGGGUCAGAUAAGAACGGCCGACCUAUGAGAGUCUCGACCCAAAAAUUGAUAGACUUGGGGCCACACGAUGCCCAAGCAGAUGGGGAGCACCACACGAUGGCUGAUUUCUUCUCUCUCAAUGAGUAA
Prunus armeniaca (apricot) is the source of this 771-nucleotide messenger RNA. The record is from the annotation of a GenBank genome assembly. Lineage: Eukaryota; Viridiplantae; Streptophyta; Magnoliopsida; Rosales; Rosaceae.